Plasmodium gallinaceum is the source of this 672-nucleotide messenger RNA. RefSeq names its product conserved Plasmodium protein, unknown function. Bases 1 to 672 code for a protein of 223 amino acids. The record is from RefSeq and is a predicted model, not a curated record. NCBI's taxonomy places the organism in Eukaryota, Apicomplexa, Aconoidasida, Haemosporida, Plasmodiidae. The transcript has a single exon.
AUGGAUGAUGAAGAAUCUUAUGAAAGUGGCAUUAGUAGCGAUGAUAGUUUAAGUGUUGCAAAAAAAAAAUAUGUAACAAAUUCUGAAGGGUGUUGUUAUAAUUUCUCGAAUGAAAUAUUUAAGUUAAGUGUAAUUUCUUAUUAUUUUUGGAUAGGAUUUUGUUAUCUUAUAGGAUCUGUAGUAUUUUCAACAGGAUAUAAUAGUUCAUCUUUAAGAAUUCAAGAUCAGAUUGUGUGUGCAGCUAGCUCAAAUGUUUAUUUAUUUUCAAUUUUGUGGUUUUUCAUAGGUGUAAUAUCUAUAGUUACUUGUAUUGGGUAUUCUCUAUCAAUCGAUGAAGAAAAUAAUAAAAUUUACUCAAAAAAUUCUCCUUUAUUUAUAUAUAUUUUAGGAAUAUUGUGUAAAACAAUACCAACAAUAGUAAGAGUUAUUCAUAUUUUUAAUUUAUUUCAAUUAUAUCUAAUAACACUUGAUAUUAUGUUUUUACCAGAAUGUAAUUCAUUUUAUGUUAGAUUUAUUUUAUUUAUUAUUCAUAUUCUUUGGUGGUUAAUUGUUUUUUUUGGUAUUAUUUCAAGAAAAAAAAUUUUCUUACCUCCUCAUUUAUAUAAACCAUUAACUAACGACACUGGAUUUGUUGUCUAUAUAAAUAAUUUACUUCAUUCAUUUGGAUUGUAA